AUGCCUCUUCCCCCACCCCCACCAUCAACUACCUCCCUCGCCACAAUUGGGAACACCCCAGUCCUCCACCUCGCCAACAUAAACCCAAACACCUCCACCCACGCCUCCAUAUACCUCAAGCUCGAAUCAACCAACCCCACAGGCUCCUACAAAGACCGCAUGGCGCAAUCCAUGCUCGAAGCUGCCGAGCGCCGCGGCGACCUAAAGCCCGGCAUGACAGUCGUCGAAGCAACAGGCGGGAGCACAGGGUCUUCCCUGGCCUUCAUCUGCGCGGUAAAGGGGUACAAGUUCCACGUUGUGAGCUCGGAUGUCUUUGCGCAGGAGAAGAUCCGGACGAUGCAGGCCUUUGGCGCCGAUGUGGAUCUUGUCCCUUGUCCUGGGGGUAAGAUUACGAAGGAGCUUUUCCCUGAGAUGAUGAGGCGCGCGAAGGCCGUUGUUGAGUCUGAUGAGAAGGAGCAUUACUAUACGAAUCAGUUUCGGAAUGCGGAUGCGUUGCAGGGGUAUGAGGGGCUAGGGAGGGAGUUGGUGCAGCAGUUUCCGGAUGGGAUUGAUGCGUUUUGUGGCGCGGCGGGAAGUGCAGGGAUGGUUAUGGGGGUGUCGAGGGUUUUGAAGAAGGAGCAAGGAGGGCAGACUAAGGUUGUGGUUCUUGAACCGGCGUCGUCGCCGGUGAUGACGGAGGGGAGGGCUGGUGUGCAUGGUGUUGAGGGGAUUGCGCCGGGGUUUGUGCCGCCGCAUUUGGAUGAAGCUCUAUAUGAUGAAGCGAGGGGGAUCUCGGAGGAGGAGGGGCGGGCAAUGUGUCGUCGGCUUGCGAGGGAGGAGGGCAUUCUGGUUGGGACGUCGACGGGGCUGAAUGUUGUUGCUGCGGUUGCGUUGGCGAAGGAGCUGGGACCUGGGAAGACGGUGGUGACUGUUGCUUGUGAUACGGGGUUAAAGUAUAUGAAUAGCGAUCUUUUUGCUGAUAACUAG
Aspergillus puulaauensis is the source of this 966-nucleotide messenger RNA. Its product is annotated as PLP-dependent cysteine synthase family protein. Gene Ontology annotation, biological process: L-cysteine biosynthetic process. Lineage: Eukaryota; Fungi; Ascomycota; Eurotiomycetes; Eurotiales; Aspergillaceae. Gene Ontology annotation, cellular component: cytoplasm. The record is from RefSeq and is a predicted model, not a curated record. The coding region runs from base 1 to 966 and encodes 321 amino acids. The transcript has a single exon.